Molecule: messenger RNA, 1272 nt
Organism: Styela clava
Lineage: Eukaryota; Metazoa; Chordata; Ascidiacea; Stolidobranchia; Styelidae
Source: RefSeq, a predicted model, not a curated record
AGGUUGUGCGACAUCUUUGUGCGCAUACGUCGGGAGCCCCGUUUUAUGUAUAUUAUAGAUAUCGUUAUUAACUAACUGACUUCAGAAACUGCAAUAUAACGAAGACGGGAAGAAUGGCGAGCGUUGUGUCAAUGAUAUUACCAGUUCUUCUGCUUGUUGCUGCUCCUGCAAUUGCAGAAGGAGAAAGCAUUAAAUGUUACGUUUGCAACAACUGCACUGAGCCCAUAAAUUUGAUGAUUUGUCCGAGCGCUUCAACGUUGUGCGAAAAGACUGUUUACACAAACGGGAGGAUUGACCGAUCUUGUUCAACUCACAAUACGACUGAAUGUACAACUGUCAACAGGAGAGCAAGGUCUAUCUUGUCAGACCUAUUGGAAAUAGCAAAGUUUUGUUACAGCAUUUCAAAUGGUGCAAACCAUGUACUGAGCAUGCCGUUCCUGAUCAUAGGAAUCUCGUUGAUGGUUUCGAAAAAUCUUCUUUAGUAGAACAUCACGAAGACUGAUUUGAAAUUCAUUUGAUUAGUUUCAAAGAAUUUUGAUUGCAAACAUAGUAAUGCAUAAAAAUGUCGAGUAUUUCUGUUAAUCUGCACUGAAAUAAAAGUUUAGUGUGACUACUGAGUGUUGCAAGUGACAUUAAAGUACAUGUUGGGAUUUGCGUUAUGCAGCAAGUAAAAUAUUAAAUUUAAUCGACCGUUACUUCCGCAAUUCUAGUUACCACAUUAUCUCGUGUUUCAUGUCACCUUGCGCCCUCGCUCUGACUACCAUUGUACCGUUAAAUCAUAAUUACCAAUUCGUUGAAACUCGCUUGAAAUUCCCGUUCAGCCUACAAUUUCGCAUUUAAUCGACCUAUUGUGCGUCGCUAAUAAUCUUUUUUCGAAUUAUCAGUCAUAAUAUUUAAUGUGUAAAUGCAAGUAGCGUGACUACAUUAGCGUAAACUGUCUCAAAUCAAAUGCACAAUGUUUCAAAAUAAGAAUUCAACCCCAAAUUUAAACAUUUUAAGUUAACAAUCUAUUAUCAGUGAGUGGUAUGGCUGUAUAAAACAAUGGUUCCCAACAUUUUUACCUCGUAGGACCGGUAACCAAAUAUUGGAAAUACUGAAAGAGAAAAUUAUAAUUCGUUCAGCUCACAAUACCUAAUAAAGAAAUUUUGCUUAUAAUCGAUACAUUGUGUAUCAUUUGUGAACUUUUUCGUCCCGCAUAUCAACUAUAAUAUUCAGUCAGUCAGGCAAAAUCAAAUACAAUAUUUAGCUAACUAUCUCAAACUUUGUUAGACU